Dioscorea cayenensis subsp. rotundata (Guinea yam) is the source of this 688-nucleotide messenger RNA. RefSeq names its product photosystem I reaction center subunit V, chloroplastic. Gene Ontology annotation, cellular component: chloroplast thylakoid membrane; photosystem I. The transcript has a single exon. NCBI's taxonomy places the organism in Eukaryota, Viridiplantae, Streptophyta, Magnoliopsida, Dioscoreales, Dioscoreaceae. Gene Ontology annotation, biological process: photosynthesis. The record is from RefSeq and is a predicted model, not a curated record. The coding region runs from base 89 to 571 and encodes 160 amino acids.
AUAACUUUCCCAUCUCUUGCUCCUCUUCCUCUUCCAAUUCCCAAAACCAAUCUCAAACCAAUCUCACCACCUCCAAACCUCUCCAUCAAUGGCUUCCACUCUCUUCUCCAUCCCCACUCUUUCUCCACCCUCCUUCCAUGGCCUCAGGCCUCUCAAACCCACAGACUCCUCCCACUCCCUCCUCCUCAAACUCACCUCCUUUUCAUCCUCCCCCAAACUCCAUUCCAAAACCACUUCCAUUUCCACCAUCAAACCAAUCAUCAAGUCUGAGCUAAAUCCUUCUCUGGUUAUCAGCCUCAGCACUGGCCUCUCUCUUUUCUUAGGCCGGUUCGUCUUUUUCAACUUCCAAAGAGAGAAUGUGGCCAAGCAAGGCUUGCCGGAGCAGAACGGAAAGACGCACUUCGAAGCCGGAGAUGUCCGGGCUCAGGAGUUUGUAGGAAUUCUCCAGUCUAAUGAUCCUGUGGGGUUUAACAUUGUUGAUGUUCUUGCUUGGGGUUCCAUUGGUCACAUUGUUGCUUACUAUAUCUUGGCCACCACCAGCAAUGGUUAUGAUCCCAACUUCUUUGGCUGAAUUCUUCUUCAAUAUUGCCUUUCAUUUGAUCUUAUCUUUUGUGUUGUUUUUCAUGCAUGUAAUGAAGUCUAACUUGAAUUGAAGACAGAAAUUUAUCUUUCAAUUGCUUCAAUUUCA